Molecule: messenger RNA, 1249 nt
Organism: Lucilia sericata (common green bottle fly)
Lineage: Eukaryota; Metazoa; Arthropoda; Insecta; Diptera; Calliphoridae
Product: farnesol dehydrogenase-like
Exons: 3
Coding region: 460-1206 (248 amino acids)
Molecular function (GO): oxidoreductase activity
Source: RefSeq, a predicted model, not a curated record
UGACUGAGAUUAGAGGAAGCAAAGUGUAUCAGUUUUGAAGAGAUAAAAAAACAGGGCGAUCUUUUAUAAUAGAUGAUGGGAAGGUAUAUUAAAUUCGGCUCAGCCGUAUAAAACCGUUUCUACUUUGGAAUCUAAAAUUACAAAUAACUUUAAAAAAGUCUGGCUGGCACGUAGAAAUAAAUAAUAAUUAUCUAUAUAAAAAAUUGCAAACAAAAUAUUAUAAAUAUUAGCAAAAAAGUCUAUUAUACAUUUUAAUCUCACUGGCUCUCGUCUACCUUUUCAAAUUUAAAUUAUUAAAUCAUUUUACGCAAAGAGAAAUGCUAUUAGUCUAGUAAAAACCUUUAAACCUAACAAACGUGCUAGCAAAAAAAUUUUAAAAAAUUCACAAAUAACAAGAUAAGCUUAAAUUGCAAUAUUUUAUUAAAUAUUAAUACAAAAAAAAAAAACAUAAGAAAUAAUAUGGAACGUUGGCAAAAUAAAAUCGCUGUGGUAACAGGUGCCAGUUCUGGUAUUGGUGUAGCCAUUGUUAAGGAUCUGCUUAAAAACGGCCUGCAAGUAGUGGGUUUAGCUAGACGUGUUGAACGUGUUGAGGAUAUUAAAAAGGAAUUGCCCAAAAAUUUGCAAAUAAAAUUGACAGCUUUGAAAUGUGAUGUUUCCAGCUUAAAAUCGGUAAAUGAGACAUUUGAUAAAAUUGUCUCGCAUUUUGGUGGCAUAGAUAUUUUGGUAAAUAAUGCUGGUUGUCUGAAACUAGGAAAAUUAUCCACCAUGAAUGUGGCUGAUGUGGAACAAGUGUUGCAAACAAAUGUCAUGGGUGUCGUCUAUUGUACACAACGUGCUUUCAAAUCUAUGAAAGAACGUAAUUUUAAUGGUCAUGUUGUGCUUAUCAAUAGUAUAGCUGGUCAUAAAGUUAUAAGUGGUGUUCAAAUACCGGAAUAUAAUAUUUAUCCGGCAAGUAAAUUUGCCAUAACUGCCAUUACGGAAAUCUAUAGACAGGAGUUUAAAGGAUUGGGUACAAAGAUAAAAGUUACUAGCAUUAGUCCGGGUGCUGUUGAUACUGAAAUUCUAAAUGAUGAUAUUAAAACUGCUUUGGAUGGUACGAUUCUUAAAGCUGAGGAUGUUUCGUCGGGUGUUUUGUAUGCCAUUUCCACGCCACCUCAUGUACAAAUUCAUGAGAUGAUUAUUAAGCCAGUUGGAGAAAGUUUUUAAGUGUAUUUCAUUAAGUAAUAAAAUAAUAAUUUAAUUUUAUAAU